Oryzias melastigma (Indian medaka) is the source of this 3250-nucleotide messenger RNA. Its product is annotated as RAS guanyl releasing protein 3 (calcium and DAG-regulated). NCBI's taxonomy places the organism in Eukaryota, Metazoa, Chordata, Actinopteri, Beloniformes, Adrianichthyidae. The record is from RefSeq and is a predicted model, not a curated record. The transcript has 17 exons. The coding region runs from base 712 to 2805 and encodes 697 amino acids. Gene Ontology annotation, molecular function: calcium ion binding; guanyl-nucleotide exchange factor activity. Gene Ontology annotation, biological process: positive regulation of GTPase activity; Ras protein signal transduction. Gene Ontology annotation, cellular component: plasma membrane.
CUGAUCAACGUCAUUAGAGAGGGAUAGGGGGUGGGCUGACCCUCACACACGAGUACACUGCAAACAAUGAAGACCACACACACAUGCGUGCAUUUGCUCCACCUCCAUCCAUCAUCACUCCCAGAAAACCCAAAACAUUCAAACACCUGAAUGCGGGCAGCACGGCGAUGCUUUCUCUGAGCCGCUAUCGUGACUGUUUGUUGCUCUGGUGCAGGAAGACAGGCAGAAACAGACAUGAACAUGUGCACAAACACAUUGUGAUAACGUUUCCUGUUUGGGGUUUUUUCCACGCUACCUUGUGCGACCCCUAUUUAUAGUCCAGUACAGCCAGCAUAGGCAGGAAAACUAAGUUGGGAAAGAAUUGAAGGAAGUCUAGUGGUCAUUUAGACAAACAAGCUCACACAUGGGGCUCUGAGCUGGUUCAAUGCACAGCUUUACUGUAUGUCGAUGAGAAAGACAAAAGAUCUCAGAGAGAGGCCAUUCAGAGACCAGCUCAGCAGUUCUCCCCCCACCCCAUCCCUGGUGGCUGGAGCCCUGCGCUAGCUCUAACAGUCUGUGGUGCCCAGCUGAUCGGGAAUUUAAGGAAGAUUUGAUUUGUUUCAUUGGACGUCUUCAACGUGCGGAGGACUCGAGUAGAAAGUGACUGAAAGUGUCGAUUGAGGAGAGCCCUCACUCUGCAGAAGGGUUGACGUACCUCAGCAGCUCGGCACAAUGGGAUCCUCCACGCUGGGGAAGGCAGCAUCCAUUGACAGCCUCCUUAACGAAUGUGUUCAAGCUUUUGAUGACAGUGGGGAGCUGCACGUUAACCUGCUCCCCCGCACUCUGCUGCUGAUGCACCGCUGGUACGUCCCAUCCACUGAACUGGCCGGAAAGCUGCUGAUGAAGUACCGAGACUGCAGAGGAGACGACCACCAAUCAACCAGGCUAAAGAUCUGCUACCUAAUGAGAUACUGGAUCGUGACUUUCCCGGCAGAAUUCAAUCUGGAUUUGGGUCUGAUCAGGAUCACAGAGGAGUUCAGGGACGUGGCGGCCCAGCUGGGCUGUGAGGAGCACUUCAAGCUGAUCGACAUCUCCACCAUUCCGUCAUACGACUGGAUGCGGAAGCUGACCCAGAGGAAAAGGCAGACCAAGAAAGGCAAGGCCUCCCUGCUGUUUGAUCACCUGGAGCCCAUGGAGCUGGCUGAGCAUCUCACCUUCCUGGAGUUCAAGUCCAUCCGAAGGAUAUCGUUCACCGAUUACCAGAGCUACGUGAUCCACGGCUGCCUGGUGGACAACCCCACUCUGGAGCGCUCCAUCGCCUUGUUCAACGGAGUGUCCCAGUGGGUCCAGCUGAUGGUCCUGAGCAAACUUACGCCGCAGACGCGCGCUGAGGUCAUCAGCAAAUACAUCCACGUGGCUCAGAAGCUGCUGCUCCUGCAGAACUUCAACACUCUAAUGGCUGUGGUGGGCGGCCUGAGCCACAGCUCCAUUUCCAGACUCAAGGAGACCCACUCGUACCUCGCUCCAGAGGUUCUGAGGAUCUGGAGUGAGAUGACUGAGCUGGUCUCCUCCAGCAACAACUACUCGUGCUACAGGAAGGCCUUCAACGAAUGCCGAGGCUUCAAAAUCCCCAUUCUGGGCGUGCACCUGAAGGACCUGAUUGCGGUGCAUGUGGUCUUUCCUGACUGGGUGGGCGACAGCAACAAGAUCAACCUCGUGAAGAUGCAUCAGCUUUACAUGACCUUCAAUGAGCUGGUGUCGCUCCAGGGCGCCGUGGCUCACGUGGAGCCCAACAUGGACCUCAUCUACCUGCUGACGCUUUCUUUAGAUCUUUAUUACACAGAAGAUGAGAUUUAUGAGCUAUCGCUGCUUCGGGAACCACGCAACCCUAAAUCCCAGCCUACCUCCCCAACGACCCCCAACAAGCCUUUGGUCCCCCUGGACUGGGCUUCUGGUGUCACCACCAAACCAGACCCCUCUGUGGUCAACAAGCACAUCCGGAAGGUCGUGGAUUCCGUGUUCAGGAACUACGACCACGACCACGAUGGUUACAUCUCUCAGGAAGACUUUGAAAACAUUGCUGCAAACUUCCCAUUUCUGGACUCCUUCUGUGUUUUGGACAAAGAUCAGGAUGGAUUAAUCAGCAAGGAUGAAAUGAUGGCGUACUUCCUCCGGGCCAACCCGCUGCUGCAGAGUAAGAUGGGACCAGGAUUCAUCCACAACUUCCAGGAGAUGACCUACCUGAAGCCCACUUUCUGUGAUCACUGUGCAGGAUUUCUGUGGGGGAUCAUCAAGCAAGGAUACAAGUGCAAAGACUGUGGCGUGAACUGUCAUAAACAAUGCCGGGAGCUGCUGGUUCUGGCCUGCAGGAAACUGAUUCGCUCCGGAUCCAUGAGCAGCGUCUCUCCGGCCAGACUGAGUCACAGCUCGCUGCCCAGCAGUCCCUCAGUGCCCACAUGUAAAGACGAUGACGAUGUGUUCGAGUUCCCUGCUGUCCCCUCUGCUGUUCCAGCUUUGGACAUCCCGUCACAUCCGUCCAUCACCCUGAUGACCGGCUCAGCCCAGAGAAUUUCUGUGCGCCUGCAGAGGGCCACCAUCACCCAGGCCACCCAGACCGAGCCUCUGUGGGCCGAGCUCAGCUGGGAGGGCACAGAGAACGGCUCGCACACUUUUCCGAAAAUGAAAUACAGAACUCACAGAAAAGCAUCAAAAAGUAAAGGUUUAGCCUGCUGGGAGAACCUGAAAGUUCAGCACCGACCCGUUUCCUCUGAAUGCAGCUCAGAGUCCACCCAGAACGGGACGCCACACCUAAAGAAGGACAGCUGACUUAGCUGCAACAAGAGCUGGUUCUGUACGACCGGAACCAGAACAAGGAGGUUCUUCUCACUGAGGAAGGCUCUAAGCUGCUGGAAGUCGCCCUUCGGUGACCUCAGGUUACCUAGUAGACAUGGUGGACAUGCAGCUCGGUGGUUGAGGAACGACUGCUGUACGGCACACGGAUGGAGCGCCACAAAACAUGGACUCUGGUGCAGCAAUUAAACAGGAUGCAAUUGUGCAUAAGAUCCAGCUCAGAGGAUUGUUCCAAAGGAACUAACUUUCAAAUCCAGCUGGGAUAAGAGGUGAAAGUGGUAAAAAGAGGAACUGAAACGAAAACUUUGGUCCAACAGGAAAAUGAUCAAAGUUUUGUUUUGUAAAUAUUUGCAUGUGGAGCUGACAGAGGAAACAGCAAUCAACUGAAAAAUCCAUCAAUAAAAACUGAAAUCAAUGAAAA